This is a messenger RNA of Fundulus heteroclitus (mummichog), 4846 nucleotides long. RefSeq names its product pellino E3 ubiquitin protein ligase 1b (gene peli1b). NCBI's taxonomy places the organism in Eukaryota, Metazoa, Chordata, Actinopteri, Cyprinodontiformes, Fundulidae. Gene Ontology annotation, molecular function: protein binding; ubiquitin protein ligase activity. The transcript has 7 exons. Gene Ontology annotation, biological process: protein K48-linked ubiquitination; regulation of Toll signaling pathway. The record is from RefSeq and is a predicted model, not a curated record. The coding region runs from base 501 to 1772 and encodes 423 amino acids.
UUACGUUGAGAUGCUCACAACAAAGGACAGCGCAACACGGAGAGGCUGCUCUCUAACAUAACGCACCGCGGGCGCACAUUUCUCCAAAGCUUCGCUCAUUUUUACUGCGAAGAGAGGCCAACAAAUAAUAAUUAUAUAUAUUAUAAUAAUAAAACAUUGCCUUCCGCUUUUUUUUUUAUUACGUGGUUUAUAAUUUCUGGCUAACGAGCUCAGAUAGGCGGAGAAAUUAAUGUGAAAUCUCCUUCGGAGCGCCAAGGACUUCAUCAUCCGUAUCGCAGGCAGGAUAAGCGGCGCUGCGACAGGCGAACACAUGGAGCAUGAAAGGGUGGAGCUGAGCUUCAGCUGACCCCUCUCCCCUUCCGUCUCCUCCUCCUCCCCCUCUUGGUCCCGUUGAUCAGCGUCUCCCCCCCUCACCUUCCUUCUUUAGCAUUACCCCUUCCUGCCUCACCCUGUUGGAUCACAUCCAACCUCCCCCUGCAAGCCUCAGUCAGCAGGGCCCCAUGUAUUCCCCGGAGCAGGAAAACAUCUCCACCACCUCGUCCACCAAAGUGCCAGUGAAGUACGGGGAGCUCAUUGUGCUGGGGUACAAUGGUUCCCUGCCCAAUGGGGACCGAGGCCGACGCAAAAGCCGCUUCGCACUUUAUAAGAGGCCGAAGGCGAACGGGGUGAAGCCCAGCACAGUUCACGUCGCCUGCUCUCCACAAGCAGCCAAGGCCAUAAGCAACAAAGACCAGCACAGCAUCUCUUACACUCUGUCCCGAGCCCAGACGGUGGUGGUGGAGUACACUCACGACAGCAAUACCGACAUGUUCCAGAUCGGCCGAUCCACGGAGAGCCCCAUAGACUUCGUGGUGACGGACACGGUGGCCGGCAGCCAGAGCAACUCGGACACUCAGUCGGUCCAGAGCACCAUCUCCCGCUUCGCCUGCCGCAUCAUGUGCCAGCGCACGCCGCCUUACAGCGCUCGCAUCUACGCCGCGGGCUUCGACUCCUCCAAGAACAUAUUCCUGGGGGAGAAAGCUGCGAAGUGGAAGACGGCCGACGGACAGAUGGACGGGCUGACCACCAACGGCGUGCUGGUGAUGCACCCUCGCAACGGCUUUACGCAGGACUCCAAACCAGGAGUCUGGAGGGAGAUCUCAGUGUGUGGGAACGUCUUCACCCUGCGAGAGACCCGCUCGGCGCAGCAGCGCGGCAAAAUGGUGGAGACGGAAACUCAGGAGCUCGUCGACGGCUCGCUCAUCGACCUGUGCGGCGCCACCCUGCUGUGGCGCACGGCCGAGGGCCUGUCGCGCACCCCCACCCUCAAACACCUGGAGGCGCUGCGGCAGGAGAUCAACGCGGCGCGGCCCCAGUGCCCCGUGGGCUUCAACACGCUGGCGUUCCCCUCCAUGCGGCGGAAGGACACGCCCGACGAGAAGCAGCCCUGGGUCUACCUGCAGUGCGGCCACGUGCACGGCUACCACAACUGGGGCAACCACCGCGAGGAGCGGGAGGGCCGCCUGAGGGAGUGCCCCAUGUGCCGGGCGAGGGGCCCCUACGUGCCGCUGUGGCUGGGCUGCGAGGCGGGCUUCUACGUGGACGCGGCCCCGCCCACGCACACCUUCAACCCCUGCGGACACGUCUGCUCGGAGAAGACGGCGGCCUUCUGGAGCCAGAUCCCGCUGCCGCACGGCACCCACACCUUCCACGCCGCUUGCCCCUUCUGUGCCCAGCAGCUGAGCGGCGAGCGGGGCUUCAUCAGACUCAUCUUCCAGGGACCCCUCGACUAGCUCCUGGGGGGGGGUGACUCCUCGGCAUGCUUCGGUGGAGGUCCCCUCCUGAUGGUUCCCCCUGAUGGUUUUCUCUCUGGACCUUUUUGCCUCCUUUUUAAGUGACCUUUGUAUUGCUUUUUUCAUGAAUGACAAACAGAUUUCUAUAUUUUCAUGAAACCAGAGACACAAAAAAAAAAAACAACCAAACAGAGAACACUGCUGGGUAAAACUUUGUGUCACGGAGAGGACUUUCAACAGUAUUUAUCUAAAUUGCCGGCACGCCGUGGUGCAAACGUGCGGCCCUCGUUCAUGUAUUUGUUGCAAUACACACGUGUACAUCUCUCAGAGCUUAUUUAAAGAAAUGUGUUUAUUUAUGACCCAGGACAUCGCUUCGACCUUUAUCUGUCAGAAAUCCCUAAUUCCUAUGUGAUUACCUUUUGAAAAUCCAGAGUAUUGCUAAUCAGACAUGAAGUUUUCUGUGUGUUCCAGCGGUUUCCGUGUUUUCUUUCCCUCUCUCUCCACGUCGACCUGUCAAAGCCAUUUCAUGUAUCGAUGCAGCCCAUGUCCUGGUGCUCGCUCUGGUCGGUUACUGUCACGGGCGUUUUCCCUUUCACAGCAAUAGAUCUGCAGCAGAAGCCUCCCCACGCAUUAAGGGAGCCUCUGAGGCGUCUUUGUCUAUGCCUGCACAGCCGCUGCCCUCCCUUUAACGAGCGAGUCUCUCCUGAUUACCUGUUAGCCAUAAAAACGCAACUAUGUAGCGGUGGACUCCCACUCUACCCUGAACUGUUUUGUUUAUUGUUAUUUUAAGCAUAGAGGGCGUCUCAGACAGCAAAUCGUGGUACUGACCUCUAAGUGAUGCGCAUGACGUCGUGAUUCAGCCUGCUUGGCCGCUGUGAUGUUGGUGGGGGUCACGAAUGUGUCGGAUUCUGAUUGGUCGUGUGAAACUUAGCACUGAUGGAUCUCCAAACGCUUUCGGUGCCUCUGUGAGCUCCAGUGCGCUGUGCUGGUGGCUGGGAACGGCGCGCUUCAUUUCCUUCAGCAGCCUUCGUGUUGAAACAAACUCAGAAGUCUGUUUCUCUCAUGUCAGCUUCAGAGAUGCACCGAUUCGGCUCGUCAUGGCCGAUACCCAGUUACGUUUUUCUUUGAUGUCGGACUUUCGAUCCCAAUUUUGGCAGAUUUUAUUUCCCCCGGACACUAAUACACGUAAGAGGAAAAAAUUUACCACGGGUGUUUUGAUAGGGGGCCGUAGGUUUUGAAUAUAAUAGAAGAUUAGAGAAUUACCAGCUCAUUCCCAUUUAUACAUUAGUAUAUUAGCCCGUUUUUCCUAGUAGUUGAUGAAUUCAAUGACCGAAAGUGAGUUCUUAGUUUUGAGGCGUUUGAUGGAUGGGGCGGGUCAUUUUUUUUUAGAACUGAUCAGAGAAGAAUAAUCUGAUCCGGUCCAAUCUAAGGCUAAUUGAUUGGUGCAUCUCUUCUUGGAUUAAAUAAUCCCAGUGCAGGAAUCUUGCUCAUCUGAUGGACUGGAGCCGACCAAGGUUCAAAGUCUGCGUAGAAGCGUGCGUUGAUUUAAUGUUUUUUUUUUUUUUGUUUUUUUUUCAGGGCUUUGUGACAAUGUGUGCUUUUCAGACCGCAUCUUGAUGUGAUUUUCUGUAAACAUCAUAGGGCACUGGAUAUCAGGGCUGCCUGUGCUGACAUUUCUUUUCUUUUGACCAAAACAGCUUUUAUUAAGGCUAGAUGAGAAUAACAAUGACAGAAGUGACGCGGUAUUGACCAGUACGAGAGUCCUAAAAUACAGAGAAACCUUAGCAGAAACACAACAGUAUUAUGGAUUUUAUAACAAUUUCUAACUUUUUAUUUAAAACUCAAAGUACAUCAAUGUACAGUUAUAUUAGUUAUAAUAAGGCUAUUUAUUUUUUAAAUAUAUAGAAUGAACAGCGCCUGAGUUUAGUAGCCAUUUCUAAUUGCUCACUGCGUAGGAUAUCAGAAAAGUUUGCUGUUUAGUUCUUUAUGUGAGAACACGAGGUAGAUAUUAGUUACACGCCUGCAGCCUGCUGCUGGUCGUUUGCCAAUUAUGCUUUUGAAAUAACGUUUUAACCAGAAGUAUUUCCCAAAAUCUGAAUUUGUCUUUCUCAUAAGCAAGGAAAAAGUGUGAUAGUUUAGUUUCAGCCAGCUGAAACUAAAUCAUUAAAAGUAACUCACGGCAUAGGAAUGGUUGAGGAAAAAUGUGAACCAGGAAGCGUUAUAUCCCUGUGAGCGGCCCAUUCCUACUGUUAACCACAAACUCUCUGUUUUGAUUAUGCAUUUAUCCUCUUCCAGGCAGCCUGGAAAACCAUCCGUGGUUUUAACAUUGAAUUCAAUGAGUGAGAUUUUAGCAGCUGUGUCGUCACACACAGCGCGUUACACAGAUACGUCUCAGAUCAGGCAAAGAGGGAACUGAGGCAGUCCUGAUAUGUCACUUAUUUUAAUUCAAGCACAGAUUCUCCCAAACCCCUACUGCCACACACGCGCGCGCACACGUUGGUGCGGCUUACAUCGGCGAGACACACACUGAAGCUGUAGAUAAAACUGAGGCGUCUCUUCCAAACUGCUCCUGCAGAUCUUCGGGUCCUGCUGAGGUCCUGAGCUCUCGCAGGUCAUCGGGUGUUUUUGUGUUUGUGUGCGAGAAAGAGCGAGAUUGUAAUUUAACGGGUUGAUUGUAUGUGUUCAGUUUCUGUCCUCGCAGUAGCUCUCCUCGUAUCCUCAGACUGCGCCACACUAACUCACCUCAGGGAGAAACCGAUGACCCCGUGCACGCGCUUGCACACCCUAUGCUACAGCCAUCUGAGGAUACAUCACGGCGAAAAAAGAAAAGGCGUCCGUCCUCUCCUUUCAGCUCUCGUUUUAUGGACUCUGUGUGAAUAAAGGGCUUCCCUCUGUCUCUCCACUGUAAUCUCAGCCCUGUUUGUGACGCAAACACCUCCGCAUCAGUUCAACUUACCAUCCUUUACUCACACUUCUUCUCCUGUCUUUGUGCUUGUAAAAGGCAAAAUCAAAGAAUGUUUCCAGCGAACACUUUUUUGUAUCGACUUUAAACAAUAAAGUGUAAAAGUGACACA